UGUCAUUGUCAGUUGUGUCAGUCAGUCGGUUGGACUAUUUGCUUAUUUUUGAGUUUGUCUUGUGCACACUUCCCAUAUGAUUGUAUUUUUCGAGACGGUCACUGUUAUUCCAACUUCUUUAUACGAAUACAAUGAAUUUAAUUUUAUUGCUUUUAAAUUCGAAUGACAGUUUGAGUGUAUUUGCGAAGUCGAACGUUAGGAAUGUGUGAAAUAAUGAUCAGAUGAUUUCAAACCAUAUGCUACAGGUUUACGAAACAUUCUUCCAAGUUAUAUUGAGAGCAUCGGCAGAAAAAUAAUAAACAUUCAGGUGUGUUAGAUACCGAGAUUUUAAAUGAGACCGGAAAAGGAGCUGAAAGACCUUCAAAUGAAUAAAAAUGUCAACAGAAGGAAGUGGAGAAACUCCUUCGGUACCGAGUUUGCCAGGGGCGCCAGAACAAACAUACCUUUUUCCGAAAGUGAAAGGACACUCGAGAUCCAUCAGUCAUGGAGGACAGCCAAUGUUGGCCGGACCGACCAGCACACGGCCGCCACUCAAAUCGGCAAUGCGAGGGCACCAGCGCGCUCUGUCACACGGACAGAUUGGAGAAGGCCAGCGCGCUGCCCCCGGCCCCGGCCACAGUCGGACCGGUAGUCGCACUGACUUUAUACUACCACCAGGUCAUCGGGAACCAGUUCCAACAAGUGCUCAGCCACGGCUAUCGUCGGUGAAAGGUCAUCACUCCCGCCAGGCUUCGAGGUCGGACUCCAUUUACACCCUCCGGCGAGCCUCAGUGGUAGCGCCGUGGCGUAGAGCUGUGUUCUGGCUCAUGCGCCGCCAACAACCGGCUGUUGAUAACAGACAUCUCAUUGUUAUCCCAAACCAUCUGGUACCAGACAAGACACCACCUAAAGAUCACCCGAAUGGACAAAGGUGCAACAACAAAAUCAGGACUACUAAAUACACAUUGCUCUCCUUCUUACCAAAAAACUUAUUCGAACAGUUUCAUAGGAUUGCCAAUGUUUACUUUAUAUUUAUUGUGUUAUUAAAUUGGGUGCCGGCCAUCAACGCUUUUGGCAAGGAAGUUGCGAUGCUACCAGUGUUGUUUGUGCUCGGAGUGACCGCUAUAAAGGACUUGUUCGAAGACCGUCGGAGACAUCUCUCCGAUAAGAGGAUCAAUAAUUCAUUCUGCAGGGUUUACAAAAAAUCGGUUGAGAGAUACGUUCGUGUCAAAUGGCGGGAUGUUCGAGUUGGAGACCUGGUUCAUCUGUCCAACAACGAGGCAGUGCCAGCGGACAUGGUCCUGCUGCACUCCUCGAACCAGUCAGGGCUGUGCUACCUUGACACCUGCAACCUGGACGGUGAAACGAAUCUCAAACAACGUAUGGUAGCUCCUGGGUUCAAAGACAAGCGAUUGGAGUUUUCCCCUAUGAAAUUCCGUAGCUCCGUGGAGGUGGAGCGGCCGUCCACGAAGAUUUAUAGGUUCAACGGGACUAUAUCACACCCGGACGGUACUCGAGUUCCGCUAAACUCUGAUAACCUCCUGCUGAGAGAAUGCACAAUCAAGAACACGGAUUACAUUGAAGGCAUCGUCGUGUACGCGGGACAUGAAACAAAGGCCAUGCUCAACAACGGCGGGCCGAGAUACAAAUGUUCCAAGUUAGAGAAAAAAAUGAAUACCGAUGUUAUCUGGUGUGUUCUGGUGUUGCUGUUUCUCUGCUGUGCUGGUGCUGUUGGCUGUAAAGUGUGGUUGGACUUCUACAACCCAGCCGUCAUGAAAUACACGCCUUUCAUACCGUACGCAGAGAAACCAGCUUACGAAGGCCUGCUGAUAUUUUGGACGUACAUCAUAGUCCUUCAAGUGAUGAUACCGGUGUCGCUAUACGUUACUAUAGAAAUGACGAAGCUGUUGCAAGUCUACCACAUACAUCAGGACGUUGAGAUGUAUGAUUCGGUUACAAACACGCGGACUGAGUGCCGGGCGUUGAACAUAACGGAGGAGUUGGGGCAGGUCAGUUAUUUGUUCAGCGACAAGACCGGCACCUUGACCGAGAAUAAGAUGGUCUUCAGGCGGUGUACGGUCGGCGGGGUUGACUACGACCAUCCGCCCGGGCCAGAUGCCGCGCCCUCCAGCUCCUUACCGCCCAUCGUCACUCCGAUAACAAAAGUCUCACCCAACAGAAGAUUGCUUCAACAUCUUCUAGACAGCAACGACCCUCAACACACGCAUAAGGUCUCCGAGUUCCUCUUGAUCCUGGCUGUUUGCAACACGGUGGUGGUGAGCCAGCCUCACGUGGACGCUAUGCAGAUGAGCACGAGCAGCGAGCACGUGCGCAAGCCGACGAGGAACGGAACGCUCCGAUCAAACGAUAAGUACGCUAGAUUAACUGAAUCUCGGUCCACAACGCCGUCCCCGCCGCCCUCCACCACCUCCCCGCUGCGUCUCCGCCUUCCCAAACUACCGUUCAGCAGUCGGGAAGACAGCAUCAGCGAGCCGAGCACGUCGGCUGAAAUACAGCUGGCGCGUUUCGAGGCUGAGAGUCCGGAUGAGUUGGCCUUAGCGGAGGCGGCCUUAGCCUACGGUUACGAGUUAAGAGGACGGUCGGUGGAUGAAGUGGAGCUGGGGAUACGAGGGGAACUGUCCAAGCUGAAGGUGGUCAGGGUCCAACAAUUCGACUCCAACAGGAAAUGUAUGUCCGUCGCCCUGAGAACACCUACAGGACAGGUAGUUUUAUACGUGAAAGGAGCGGAUAGUAUGGUGUUGGGAGCACUGGCGCCCAUGAGAGCCGGAUCUGCAGAAGCGGCCGCCUUGGAAAGAACCAAGUCGCUAUUACUGGAGUACUCACGAGCGGGUCUUCGCACACUGGUCAUGGCAAAACGAACGAUGCAACCCGCUCUGUGGGAGGAAUGGCUGGCUGGACACACCAGGGCCAGCGAAAUUGGCGAAGGUCGAGAAAAACGCAUGCGAGAGUCGCUGGCAAGGUUAGAGAGCGCGCUAACCUUAGUAGGGGCGACGGGGGUCGAGGAUCGUCUUCAGGAGGACGUUCCACGCACUGUUCGGGCGUUACUCGACGCUGGUAUCGUGGUAUGGGUUCUGACCGGAGACAAGCCGGAGACGGCCAUCAACAUAGCUUACUCAGCGGCUUUGUUCUCACAGAGCGACAGACUGCUGCAUCUCAUGUCGAGGGACAAGGAGCACGCCGAGUCCACUAUCAAGAGUUACCUGGAGGGCGGCGCGGUGGAGGGCGGCGGUGGUCGCGCGCUGGUGGUGGACGGCCGCACCCUCACCUACAUCCUCGACCGCCGCUCCGGCCUGGUGGCGCCCUUCCUCUCACUGGCCAGGCGCUGCUCCGCCGUACUCUGCUGUCGGGCCACGCCGCUACAGAAGGCUUAUAUCGUCAAGGCUGUUAAAGAAGAACUCGGAGUUACGACGCUAGCUAUAGGGGACGGUGCCAAUGAUGUGUCUAUGAUUCAGACAGCCGAUGUUGGUGUUGGUCUCUCAGGUCAGGAGGGUCGCCAGGCGGUGAUGGCCUCGGACUUCGCCCUCCCCCGCUUCAAGUUCGUGGAGCGCCUGCUGCUCGUCCACGGUCAUUGGUGUUACGACAGGCUCGCCAGGAUGAUACUCUACUUCUUCCUUAAGAACGCUACGUUCGUGUUCCUCGUGUUCUGGUACCAGUUGUACUGCGGCUACUCCUCGUCCGUGAUGAUCGACCAACUCCACCUCAUGGCGUACAACCUCGCCUUCACAGCCUUCCCGCCCAUAGUCAUAGGUGCGUACGACCGCGUAGCUCCCAGCGGCCUGCUGUCGGAGCGGCCGGGGCUGUACAGCGCGUGUCGCCGCGGCCUGUCCUACAGGGCUCACUCGUACUGGCUGGUGUUGGCGGAGUCGGUGUACAUCAGCGUCGUGAUCUUCUUCACCGCCAAACAGGCCUACUGGGACUCGGACGUAGACCUCUGGCUGUUCGGCCUCUGUAACAUGACCUGCUGCCUCGUCAUCAUGCUGGUGUACGUCGCCAUAGAGACCAGGAGCUGGACUGUGAUCCACCUGCUGGCCCUGACGGGUUCCCUGGGCUCGUUCUUCCUGCUGACCCUGGUCUACCAGACGGUGUGUGUUUCCUGCUUCAAGCUACCCUCCACAUACUUCGUGAUGCAUCACGCCUUCGUCGACCCAGUCUACUGGCUGGUCGUCAUCGUCACUACGGUGGCGGCGUUGGCGCCCAGAUUAACAUGGCACGCGAUCCGUAACUCCGUUCGUCCGGGUGCUCUCGGGCGGGCCGUGCUCGCCAGGCGGCGGCGGGCCCGGCCGUACGCCGCACACUACCACACGCCCUCCGCCUCCGCACACGUUUACAGAGCCACGGACGAGGACGGGCUGCAGAAGACUCAGCCGGACGUGACGGCCAUCACGUGACGCGGGGGACGGCCUCCAACACCUCUGACAUUAACCACUAGGCUGUGAUCUGUCGUUAGAAACUAAUGUAUUGUAAUUGUAGUGAUAAUAUAUUGUGCUUUUAUACGAUACCGCGGGACCAAUGCGUCGGUUUGUUAGUCGGACCCGGGCCGAGCCUUCCAUUGUCGGCGACUUUUAUAUCGAGUAUUUUAUUAGCGAGCCUAUGGACGGCGCCUCGGAGCCGCGCGUCCGAUGGAUCUGCCAAUGUAUGUGUUAGUAGAACUCCUUACGGUCUAAUGUGUUCAACGUUCAAUGGUACUUAUUCUUUACCGACGCCUCGCCGACCCUAAGUCCGAGUUCCGGCGUCAGUCGCCGGUUCCAGACGAGCUCGUCGGUGUUGUUCGUUAGUAUCACAUAUAAUAUUAAAUUAAUGAAAUUAUAUUUUUAUGAAUUAGACAUUUGGCUUCCUUCGUGUCAUAGCUUUUAACGUACUUGCCUUGUCGGUGACUGGUGGUGUCUAGACCUUACAUUAUUCGUUCAUAUCCGGUGCUUCGUUGGAACGUCUUCGUUAUCUACAUUUGUCUUGCCACAGAUUAAAACAACGUAAAAUUCAAAACCAAAAGUUAUGUGUUACUAAAAUCUGCCUUUUGUCAUUAUCAUCUUGAAGUAACCGGAUGUGGAUUUAAGAUGAGAAAUACACCCUUCUUGAGGUCAGCAUACAUUCCAGCUACAUUUAAUAGUCUGGUUAUUUAUGACGCUUUUUGUUUUCGUCUGUCGAACUGUAACGUCUUAUAUAUAUAUUUGUUUAACUCUCUUUACAAGUGCCUUGUGUAGUGCCCGUGCCUGUGUAUUUCUCUCGACACUGCCUAGAUGUAGAUUCCUAAAGAUUUGACUAUUUUUAAUACUGUUUCUAGUUGUACAUACAUAACAGAUAUAUAUUUCUACAUUGAUAAUAAUUGUUAUAUGUACAGUAGGAUAUUUUUAUAUUUAAUAAAUAUUCUUGUAAAUACCUUGUAUGUUCUAAGACUGUUGUUUAUUUAGAGCUUUUAAUUUGUUGAUUUUAAACUAAACUGGUGGAUAUGAUGUACUAUGUAUUUUCCAGUCAUUCCGACAAACUAGCUCGUCCGAGACGUAGAUCUUGCCAUAAGUCUCUUUUUAAUAUUCCUAUGUUUAACAGACAAAGGCAUUUAUGAUUCAGUCUUUAAAUAAAUAUAUUAUAGAGAUUGAAAUACAAAUUAAUUUAUAUCUAAAAUCAUGGCGAUGAUCAAAAUGGCAUUUAUAUAAAAGUAAUUAUGUUAAAAAUUACAGUUUAAAUUUGACGCAAUAUAUAAUUAAUUUAUUUCUAGUCUUACCAACGAAUAGUAUUUCGUCAUAUCUUAAGUUGUGAUCUAAAAGUCAUAUAUGACAAUACUACAGAAUAUUUAUAAUGCCCUUAUAAAUCAUUGGUGUCAUUGAUAAAAAUGUAACGAAUCAGUUUCUGUAAGGGAGACCGUUUGAUGUUGGCACAGGCCUCAUCAGGGUACAGCCUAUACAUUUAUAGAAUAUAAUAUUUUCAGGGGGAAAACAUUAAAAAUUCAAAUAAACAAUUAUAUUGCAUUAUAUAGAAAUGUUAUAUAACAGAGGAAUCGUGCACAUUAUCACAGAAAACAAUGUAACGGGAUAGUUUUGAUAUCUUUAUACCAGUGGCAUGCUUUGCUAAUCUAUGACACAGAUAUAUAUUGCAAUGUUAUCACACGGCCAACUUUAAAUUACAGAGAAUACAAACAAUCACAGCGGUGACUAGAAAAUACAUUUAUAUUCAUACAUGCAUACAUACAUACAUGUUUUUAAUAAUAACAAGAUACUAAAUUUCUUUUUU
Molecule: messenger RNA, 6225 nt
Organism: Danaus plexippus (monarch butterfly)
Lineage: Eukaryota; Metazoa; Arthropoda; Insecta; Lepidoptera; Nymphalidae
Product: phospholipid-transporting ATPase VD
Exons: 16
Coding region: 375-4388 (1337 amino acids)
Biological process (GO): phospholipid translocation
Cellular component (GO): plasma membrane
Molecular function (GO): magnesium ion binding; ATPase-coupled intramembrane lipid carrier activity; ATP hydrolysis activity
Source: RefSeq, a predicted model, not a curated record